UAAAAACCAGCAGGUGCCGGUCAUCGUAGUCGAAACCCCCGAAAAGUAGCCGUAAUCCUCUAAAUAUGAGACAGUUCAUCUACAGUUUAUCUCACCAUCCAACGUUAUAUCGUGUUUCGCAAAGCAAAAAGGCCACCUUUCGGAGCGACUUUGAUCCCGAUGGGGAUUCAUCCGACCCCGUGUAAUAACCAAUGAUAUCAGCUGCUAUCUAUCGCUAGUUUUAUCGUCACCGGUGUAAUCCGUGCCUGGGAACAUAAUUUUCGAUAGCAUUACGCAAGCGACGACGCACAUUUUGGAGUGCUGGUAUAGUGCCAAACGGGGCGUCCCCAUGGUUCCGCAAACUUCUAAAUCAUGGUUCGGGAUCGAACAGAUAGAUAAAUCUAACCUCCGCGUUAUCUUAUCGUAAAGCCGCUGGGUGGUGCUGUAUUUAUUUCGGUUCGCUAGCUCCCCACAUCCUUUUAUCCAAGCCCGCCGGGAAAAAAAUGCCGAAAGGCAAGAAAAAUUACCGCCAGCAAACGGUGCCGGCCCAGUAUGGUAGGGACUGCAGCCGACAGCGUUUGCCGCACGUACGAUGGAUACGGUGCUCCGAGUUGGUCGUCUAAAUGGGUCAGCGGUGGAACAACAGUGGAACUCCCUGCUAGACGUAAUCGGUGACGAUCCCGACAUUCUCUAUACAUGGGGGCUAACCAUUUACGUGCAUGCCUUUUUCUGGCUCGUGGGUGGAUUGUUUGUGCUAAUGGAUAUCACCAACAGGCCGGCGUUUUUGCGUAGAUACAAAACGCAACCCGGUAAAAAUGAACCGAUAGAAUCGCACGAUCUGCGGCGGGUGAUGAAGACAAUCUUGUUCAAUCAAACGGUGAUUGGUAUCCCGUUAACGUUUGCUGGCUACUAUGGAACAAUCCGUGGUUCGGUGCCGGACGUACGCACGCUACCCUCGGUGGGUGUGAUCUUGCGCGAUCUGGUCGUGUGUGUCUUCUUUGCCGAGAUUGGAUUUUACUACGUGCAUCGAUUCUUGCACCUCAAGCCACUGUACAAACUGGUCCAUAAAAAGCACCACGAAUGGACGGCACCGUUUGCUUGGACCGCUAUGUACUGCCAUCCGAUCGAGCACAUCAUCAGCAACAUGAUCCCGCCAAUGAUCGGCAUACAGCUCAUGAAGGCGCACAUCUUCACCACUGCCAUCUGGUUUCCUUUGGUAAUCUUUAACACGAUUCGGGAUCAUUGUGGCUACCAUUUGCCGUUCUUUCCCAGCUCCGAGUACCACGAUUAUCAUCACGCGAAAUUUACUGAGUGCUUCGGAACGUUCGGGUAUCUCGAUUGGUUGCACGGGACGGACACAAAGUUCCGGAAGUCAAAGCAGCACCAGCGUCAUCGUACACUUUGGGGCAUUAAAUCGGCCCGAGAAUUGUAUCCGGAUAGUUAAUCCGAAGCCACCUGUUUGCCAUCCAAAGCUUACGAGUGAGCGUGGUAAGGAAUACCUCGUACUAAAACAUCCAGCUUUUUCGUCUUUCUAGCUGUUCUAUUUUUUAAUAAACUCAUGUAUUCAAUAAAACCGUUUGGGGGCUGUUCAACUGAUACGAAGAAUGCUAGGAAACAUAAAAACAAUUCGGCAUUUUACGAACGUGUAAUUAUUCAGAAGUAGUUGUUUUAUCGUUUGGCUCGAGUGUGACAGUGCUACGGUGUUUAUUCCUGCGUGCAUGCCGGUUGCAAGAAGCUGUACUUCAAUGAGCGGCAUCUAACAGAGCACGAGAAAUAUCACGGUGGAGAAGGAAGCUCCUUGCGAUCGCCUCAGGACGUUGCGGAGACAGUCAGGACGUUCCUACACACGCCAUAGUCAUGUAAAAGCGCACGAGCUGCUAAAUACCGCUACACUAUCCUUUCACUGUCCGUGGGCCGACUGUGGGGCGGCUUUUGCACGCUCGUACGAAUUGUAGCACACCGUCAGGAAAGGAAGGAAAUUCGAAACGUUACGGCGUUGUUGAAAAUGGUCCAAUCGGGUUCGAAUGCUAACGGUUGGGUAAUACGAUAAAAAAGCCUUAUUUACACGAUAAACGUUAUUUCAUUAUGUUUACAACUAAAUGCACAAAAUCCAAAUCGACGA
Messenger RNA from Anopheles moucheti, 2101 nucleotides. Its product is annotated as fatty acid hydroxylase domain-containing protein 2-like. Gene Ontology annotation, molecular function: iron ion binding; C-4 methylsterol oxidase activity. The record is from RefSeq and is a predicted model, not a curated record. NCBI's taxonomy places the organism in Eukaryota, Metazoa, Arthropoda, Insecta, Diptera, Culicidae. The transcript is spliced from 3 exons. Gene Ontology annotation, biological process: sterol biosynthetic process. The coding region runs from base 572 to 1423 and encodes 283 amino acids.